AUGGUGAAAAGAUCAGCAACUGAUGACCAUUCUGCAAGAAAUCCGACUGUUGACCAUCAAGCAAUGGUAAAGAAGAUAAUGGACCAUAUGCGCACGGAGGUUGACUCCAUUGAAGAAUCAAUCAUUGGUCGAAUGCAAAAAAUAUCAUCGCGGCUUGAUAGCCUUGACAAUACUAUUGAUAGUUUGAUUAUUGAAGCGGGAUUGCAAGAUGCUGUUGAUUCUGAGCGGUCCGACAAUUGUCCAAUUCCAAGCAAGGCUUCGACUGUGUGA
Messenger RNA from Cylindrotheca closterium, 270 nucleotides. The record is from the annotation of a GenBank genome assembly. NCBI's taxonomy places the organism in Eukaryota, Bacillariophyta, Bacillariophyceae, Bacillariales, Bacillariaceae.